Apis florea (little honeybee) is the source of this 3040-nucleotide messenger RNA. RefSeq names its product major royal jelly protein 6. Gene Ontology annotation, cellular component: extracellular region. Lineage: Eukaryota; Metazoa; Arthropoda; Insecta; Hymenoptera; Apidae. The record is from RefSeq and is a predicted model, not a curated record.
GAUUAUUUAAAAACAAUGGAGAAUUAUGAGAUCAAAUCAACAAUUUAUCAAAAAAUGACAAAGUGGUUAUUGCUGGUGAUGUGUCUUGGCAUAGCUUGUCAAGAUACCACAAGCGCGGCUCAUCCGAGAAAAAAUUUGACAGAUUCGAUGAGUGUGAUUCACGAAUGGAAGUAUCUUGAUUAUGAUUUCGAUAGCGAUGAAAAAAGACAAGCUGCGAUUCAAUCUGGCGAAUACGACCAUACGAAAAAUUAUCCCUUCGAUGUCGAUCAAUGGCAUGAUAAAACAUUUGUCGCUGUAAUAAGAUUCGAUGGUGUGCCUUCGUCUUUGAACGUGAUAUCUGAGAAAACUGGCAACGGUGGACGCCUUCUACAACCGUAUCCUGAUUGGUCGUGGACGAACUAUAAAGAUUGUUCUGGAAUCGUGAGCGCUUACAAAAUUGCGAUCGACAAGUUCGACAGAUUGUGGGUUCUGGACUCAGGUCUUAUUAAUAAUAUCCAACUCAUAUGCUCUCCAAAAUUGCUUGCCUUUGAUCUCAAUACCUCACAAUUGCUUAAGCAAGUCGAGAUACCGCAUGAUAUUGCCGUAAAUGCUAGCACAGGAAUAGGAGGACUUGUAUCAUUAGUUGUUCAAGAUAUGGAUCUUAUAAAUACUAUGGUAUAUAUAGCAGACGACAGAGGUAACGCUUUAAUCGUCUAUCAAAAUUCCGACGAAUCCUUCCAUCGAUUGACUUCCAACACUUUUGAUAACGAUCUCAAAUAUUCUGAACUGACGGUCGCGGGAGAAAGUUUCACAGUGCAUGAUGGAAUUUUUGGAAUGGCACUUAGUCCCGUGACGAACAAUCUUUAUUACAGCCCUCUCACUUCUCACAGUUUGUAUUAUGUUAACACGGAACCAUUCAUGAAAUUACAAUAUGACGAAAAUAGCAUGCAAUAUGAAGGAAUCCAAGAUAUUUUCAACACUCAAUCGUCCGCUAAAAUAAUGUCGAAAAAUGGCGUCCUUUUCUACGGACUUGUGAAUAAUUCAGCUAUUGGUUGUUGGAACGAGCAUCGACCACUUCAGAGCCAAAAUAUGGAUAUGGUCGCUCAGAAUGAAGAGACACUUCAAAUGAUUAUUAGUUUGAAAAUUAUGCGAAAUCUUCCACAUUCUGGAAGGAUGAAUAGAAUUCACAGGAAUGAAUACAUGUUGGCUUUAAGUAACAAAAUGCAAAAAAUAGUAAACAAUGAUUUUAAUUUCAACAAAGUAAAUUUCCGAAUUUUGGGUGCGAAUGUAAACGAUUUAAUAAAAAACACUCGUUGCGCAAAUUUAAACACUCAGAAUAAUAAUCAAAAUAAACAUAAGAAUCAAUCAUUCUUCAAGAUCACAUUAAAAUCUAUAUCAAAAUUCAACAAAUUCUGCAGUUCACAUAUACUCUGCGUUCUCUUGAAACUGUCGUUUGCAAAAUACUUGCAGCAUCCAAGAAAAAUGACAAGUUGGUUGUUGCUGGUGGUGUGCCUUGGCAUAGCUUGUCAAGGUAUCACAGGCGCCGCUGUUCAAAAAAAUUCUUCGAGAAACUUGGCUAAUUCCAUGAACGUGAUUCACGAAUGGAAGUAUCUUGAUUACGAUUUCGGUAGCGACGAAAAAAGACAAGCCGCGAUUCAAUCUGGCGAAUACGACCAUACGAAAAAUUAUCCCUUCGAUGUCGAUCACUGGCAUGAUAUGACUUUCGUCACUGUACUGAGAUACAAAGGUGUGCCUUCUUCUUUGAACGUGAUAUCUGAGAAAACUGGCAACGGUGGACAGCUUCUACAGCCGUAUCCUGAUUGGUCGUGGGCGAACUAUAAAGAUUGCUCUGGAAUCGUGAGCGCUUAUAAAAUUGCGAUCGACAAGUUCGACAGAUUGUGGGUUAUGGACUCAGGUAUUAUCAAUAAUACUCAACCCAUGUGUUCACCAAAAUUGCAUAUCUUUGAUCUCAAUACCUCACAGCAUCUUAAGCAAGUUACGAUACCGCAUGAUAUUGCCGUAAAUGCCACUACAGGAAAGGGAGGAUUAGAAUAUUUAGUUGUUCAAGCUAUGGAUCCUAUAAAUACUAUGGUGUAUAUGGCAGAUAAUAAAGGUGAUGCUUUAAUCAUUUACCAAAAUUCCGAUAAUUCCUUCCAUCGAUUGACUUCCAACACUUUCGAUGACGAUCCCAGAUAUAUCAAAAUGAUGAUCGCGGGAGAAAGUUUCACAUUGCAAGAUGGAAUUUUUGGAAUGGCACUUAGUCCCAUGACAAACAAUCUUUAUUACAGCCCUCUCUCUUCUCGCAGUUUGUAUUAUAUUAACACGGAACCCUUCAUGAAAUCACAAUAUGGAGCAAAUAAUAUCCAAUAUAAAGGAGUCCAAGAUAUUUUCAACACCGAAUCGGCUGCUAAAAUAAUGUCGAAAAAUGGUGUCCUCUUCUUCGGUCUCAUGAAUAAUUCAGCUAUUGGUUGUUGGAACGAGCAUCAACCACUCCAGAGCCAAAAUAUGGAUAUGGUCGCUCAGAAUGAAGUGACACUUCAAACGAUCGUUGCUAUGAAAAUGAUGCAUCUUCCACAAUCCAACAGGAUGAAUAGGAUGGAUAGGAUGAAUAGGAUGGAUAGGAUGAAUAGGAUGGAUAGGAUGGAUAGGAUGAAUAGGAUGGAUAGGAUGAAUAGGAUGGAUAGGAUAAAUAGGAUGGAUAGAAUGGAUAAAAUGGAUAGGAUGGAUAGCUUGAAUAAGAUGGAUAGGAUGGAUAGCUUGAAUAAGAUGGAUAGGAUGAAUAGGAUGGAUAGGAUGGAUAGCAUGAAUAGUAUGAAUAGCAUGAAUAGUAUGGAUAGCAUGAAUAAUAUGGAUAAUAUGAAUAGCAUGAAUAAACAAAUGAAUGAAUAUAUGAUGGCUUUAAGUAUGAAAUUACAAAAAUUUGUAAACAAUGAUUAUAAUUUCAAUGAAGUAAACUUCCGAAUUUUGGGUGCGAAUGUAAACGACUUAAUAAUGAACACUCGUUGUGCAAAUUCUGACAAUCAGAAUAACAAUUAAAAUAAUUGUAACAAUCAAGCUGAUA